Molecule: messenger RNA, 1292 nt
Organism: Arachis stenosperma
Lineage: Eukaryota; Viridiplantae; Streptophyta; Magnoliopsida; Fabales; Fabaceae
Exons: 7
Coding region: 86-1144 (352 amino acids)
Source: RefSeq, a predicted model, not a curated record
AGCGGAGAUCCAAAACCCCACUCAAUCUCCCGCCUUUUCAACACUCACAAUUCACUAAUUCACAAAUCCCACGACACGCAAAGCAAUGGACCUUCCUGUCGUAGAUCUCUCUCCGUACCUCGCCGCCUCGCCCGCCCAACUCAGUCCCGAACUCACCGCCCUGUGCGGCGAAGUGAGCCGGAGCCUGAGGGAGACGGGAGCGCUUCUUGUGAAGGAUCCACGGUGUUCCAUUGAAGACAAUGAUCGCUUCAUAGACAUGAUGGAGAGAUACUUUCAGAGCCCUCAGGAUUUCAAGCAGCGUCACGAGCGCCCCUACUUGCAUUACCAGGUUGGGGUUACACCGGAAAAAGUAGAGGUUCCAAGAAGCUUGGUCGAUGAAGAAAUGCAAGAAAAACUGAAAGCAAUGCCUAAAGAAUACCAGCCACAUGCUCCUGUUGGGCCUGAUCUCAAAUGGAGAUACUUUUGGAGAAUUGGUCCUCGACCAUCAAAUACCCGUUUUAAGGAACUCAAUGCUGAGCCUGUCAUACCUGAAGGUUUCUCUGAAUGGAAAGAAACCAUGGAUUCCUGGGGAAACAAAAUGAUAGCAGCAAUUGAAGUGGUUGCUGAAAUGGCAGCUAUUGGGUUUGGUCUUCAGAAGGAUGCAUUCACUUCUCUUAUGAAGCUGGGACCCCAUUUGUUAGCUCCCACAGGGAGUGAUCUUCAAAAAUAUGGUCAAGAAGGAACGGUUCUUGCAGGAUAUCACUAUGACCUUAACUUCCUAACAAUACAUGGUAAAAGUAGGUUUCCUGGUUUGAAUAUCUGGUUAAAAAAUGGACAAAAGGUUGAAGUGAAGGUUCCAUUAGGAUGUCUCCUUAUUCAGACAGGAAAGCAGAUAGAGUGGUUAACUGGAGGGGACUGCAUAGCUGGCAUGCAUGAGGUAGUAGUCACAAAUAGAACUGUUGAAGCAAUCAGAACAGCAGAAGAGCAAAAACGUAGCUUAUGGAGAGUCUCUUCAACGUUGUUUGCCCACAUAGCUUCUGAUGCAGUUCUGAAGCCAUUGGGACAUUUUGUGGAAUCGCCAUUGGCAAGCAAAUAUCCACCACUUUGUGCAGGAGAGUAUGUUGAACAAGAGCUUGCAGUGAUCAAUCUUAAGGGACAAAAAUGACAGCUGUUCAUGUUCGACAAUUGUAAUAAUUUCAUAAUAAAAUUGGGAUAAAUUAUGAUUGGUACAGAUUAUGGUUUCAUUGUCUCGAGGAAAAACUAUUUGUGGUUCCAAUGCAACUAAAUUAUUUCAAUACAUAAAAUUUCUUUUA